This is a messenger RNA of Salpingoeca rosetta, 3911 nucleotides long. RefSeq lists its product as uncharacterized. The transcript has 9 exons. NCBI's taxonomy places the organism in Eukaryota, Choanoflagellata, Craspedida, Salpingoecidae. The coding region runs from base 1 to 3621 and encodes 1206 amino acids. The record is from RefSeq and is a predicted model, not a curated record. Gene Ontology annotation, molecular function: protein binding.
AUGGAUGACGGCGACGGUGACACCGCGGAUGAUGGCUGGCCGCACCAGCACGGGCACCACCGAAGCUCGCAGGACGAGCCGAAGCACCACCAUAUACCGUGGUGCCACACUCAUCCCCACCACAAGAAGCACAGGCGAGGCGUGUCCCGUGAACAGCUACAAACCAUCACGGGCUUGCAGCACUUGUUUGAAAGCAGCAGUAGCUCCGCAACUAGCAGCCACGACCUGCGCGCCAAGGCCAUCAGCAAGCAGCAGUUCCUCGCCGCUUGGCCCAUGACAGGGCUGCUGCCCGCCCGCCUGUUCACGUCCCUCGCAACAUCCGACUUGGUGUCGAUUCAAGACGUGUUUGGUGCCGUCCGCUGUCUCCUCGGUCGAGCACUCCACCCAAAGCUGAAGCUGCUGUACAAAAUCUGUGACCUCGACGACAAAGGCGCCGUAUCGUUGGAGAACCUGCACCAUGUUCUGACUGCAUGCAUGUUACCAGACACCAGCCCGCAGCACACCGUGGGCGAUUUGCUGAUCUCCGCGGAGGCCCUUGCACGCCUGCAGCGGCAGCCGCAUGCCUGCGACCAUGCAGCCAGGCCAGACCGUGCGUCCGUGUCCAGCGAAGAGUUUGGGUGGCGCCACGACCAGGCCAGCACUGACGCCAACACAACCGGCCACGAUCACGAUGCCCAAAGUGAAGCUGCUCCAGUCGCUGAAACACAGCACCAGCACCAGCACCAGCACCAGCACCAGCACCAGCACCAGCGCAAGGACCACAGUGAAGUCCACCGCCUUCACCCUCUUGGCCACGGACGCCGGCAGCGAACUCGUAACGCUGAUGAUGGUGGUCGCACCGGCCCACCGCGAUCACCAUUCGUUGGUGACGACGAUGGUGACGACGACGGCGCAGAUGAUGGAAACAGCGAUACGCAUAUGGAGUCGUUGUGCGGCGCUGAAACGGUGCCGGGAAGCGUGUUCUUCCCACGUGCACCAGCAGCCCAGAGCGGCAACAGCGACCACGAUCAUGAUGCUGGUGCUCAUGCUCAUACUGAGCACGAUGACAUGAAGCGCGGUGGGACUGCCGGUACAGGUGGUGGUGGUGGUGCUGAUAGCGGUGAUGUGGAGGAACAUCGGCGCUGGCGAGAGUACGUGUUGGACCGGCGCGGGUUUGCAGCGUGGGUGCAGACGAAUCCACAGGUUGUGGAUAUGCUGGUGGCUGCCCUCUUGUGCCCCGACAGGCCAAGUCAGUUUUCUCGUGCAGAACGUCAUGGUAGAGGCGAUGAUGGCGAGCAUCGCUGUGAAGACGCUCAUCUCCUGAGCACAAACGAAUCGACCACAGCAGGGACGACAUUAACUACAAGGCAUCAGCACGCACAAGACAGCAUCUCCGCCCAACUCACUCAACCACCAUCGACCAACCGCGGACCUGGCGGUGAUACCGCUCGUGAUGCUGAUAACCACCACCACCACCUCCACCAUGGUGAGCCCUCGAGGAAUCCAAGCGCCUCACUCUUCAUCCGCAUCACCAACGUGUCCGAGCCAGCGAGCCCAUCUUCCUCCCCAGUCUCCACCGCACGUCACCACCACCACCAACACCACCACCAACGACAAUCACAGCAGCAGCUCGGCCUUGCGAAGGCUGUGAGUGAUUCAAGGCUGUCUGCGCACAACACCGUGCACAGCACGAACAGCACCGCAGCAACGUCCCACCUGCCACCACUGCACGUUGCGUCGCGCCACCGCGGUCAUCAGACCGCCGCAUCGGCGCCGUCAUCACCACGUCGUGUCUCGCCAGCCAACGCCCACCACCACGCCCACAUCACCACCUCGUCACCACUGCUAGCAGAGCCAGUGUCACCACCACUACCACCAUCCUCGGCAGCGCGCAGUCGCUCGCGCUCUCCAUUUGGCGGAAGUCUCUUCAGCAAGUUGAGGGGGCGGGGUGAUGUGGGCGUGGCUGAUGGUGGAUUGCAUCAUGCAGAGCGGACGCGCGUGGAGGUGGGGCAGCACAGGCGCGGCCGUGCCAUGGGUGGUGAGGCAUCGCAACAGCACCACGCCGCUGAUGGCUCGCAAAGUGACUCCUACCCUGAUGAGGCAAUGCCGUCCCCGCAGCAGGGGGCUGCUGCUCGUGUGUUCAGGCCGGUCGCUCCCGCCACCGGUCAGCACUCGUCCGCAACAUCAGCACCCACCACAACGCACAGCAGCAAUAGCAACAGCGUCAGUAGCAGCAGCACCAGCGGCAGUAUGAAGAGCGAGAAGGGGCCACGGUACCGGUGGGAGUGUCUGAGCAGCACGCUUGAUGGUCGUGGGCCGCCACCAAUCACAGACACAGCGUGCUGCUGCGUUGCAGACAGAUCAGUCUACAUCUUCGGCGGCCAAGUCGGUCGGCAGCUGAGCAACACGCUGUGGCAGUAUGACCUGAUUACGGAGAUGUGGCUCAACAUGGGGCCACGCGGUCCACGCUCAUCAUCAACGCUGUCAUCCUCAUCGUCAACACAAGCAUUCCGCGCGCAGAGCGCUCACAGUCGUACAGACACACACGCACAGCGGCGCGUCGCACCACACCACAGCAGACACACCCCAACAACAGCAGUAACAGCAACAUCAACAGCAGCAACAACAACAGCAACAACAACAACAGCAGCAACAGCAGCUCCGACGAUGACGACGACGACGACGACGAGAGGUGGGGAGCGCCGACGGAGCACGCCUGCCAUCGUCGGUGGAAUGAGAACGGAGGUGAAGAAGACACUCUGGCCCGGCCCGUCCCGCGAACACACACUCACAGCCAUCGGCCAGCAGAUGCUGGUGCUGUUUGGCGGGUACACCUCGCUGAGGUCGGGGGUAACGUGGCUGUUUGACAUCCCGGACGAGCGCUGGUCAUGCCUCACUGGGAAGCGAUCGUCGCCCUCUGGACAGCGUGAAGUGGUGGAUGUGGAAUCCACUUCCGCAUCUCAGUCGCAGUGGCCGCUGGCCCGCUGCUCACACUCCGCAUGUGUUUGGCAGCGCGAGCACAUGAUUGUCUUUGGAGGACACAUUCACGAAUCAUCUCAAGUCACCGACCAGCUGUGGAUGUUUUCGCCACACGAUGGCGAGUGGAAACAACUCCAGCCUGCGGAUUCGAGCAGCAGCAGCAGCAGCAAUCGUCCUUCUCCGCGCAUGCAGCACGCCGCAUGCACCAUCGGGGACCUCAUGUACAUAUAUGGCGGUGUUGAUCGACACAACCACCUGCUCGGUGACUUGUGGCGCCUGGAUUUGCGUUCGCUGCGCUGGUCACUGCUGUCGCCCUCUGCCCGCCCGUCCCCGGCUCCGCGCACCAAGCACACUCUCGUCACAGAUGAUGCCUUCCUCUUCCUCUUUGGCGGCUCUUCAAAGCACGCGGUGUCUGCCCAUGUGUGGGUGUACAACGUUGAGCAGAAUGUAUGGACGAAGAUGAAGGUGUCUGGAAAAUCGGGCAAUUGGCCCAAGACUCGCGAGGCACACUGUUGCUGCGUUGCUUCCUACCACAACCGCGUGCCGCAUCUGCUCGUGCUAUUUGGGCGCCACCCCCACGGCGGUCGUUACAGUGAUCUCUGGUCCCUCAACUUGCGCCCUUCAACCAGACGCGCGACAACGUUGCUUGUUCCCGUCAAGUGACAUCAUUUCAUGUCACCACAUACUUCAACGCCACACAAGUUGCUGCUAUCAUGUUCCCAUUGCCCUCACUCCUUUGAGUGAAUUGUAUGCGACCAUUUGUUAUUUGUUAUUCGCCCUGUCUUCACUGUAUUGGUCCCCUUCUGUGUCUCCGUCCGUCCUUCCUCCCUGCAUGAUUGUUUCUUCUUGUAUCUGUUCAUUCGUUCAUGCAUUCGUUCAUGCAUUCGUUUGUUCAUUCUAGGAGCAGCAACCAACACAGCGCACUCAAACAAGAUCAGCUAAUAAACGUGCAC